Messenger RNA from Aspergillus versicolor CBS 583.65, 627 nucleotides. RefSeq lists its product as uncharacterized. Bases 1 to 627 code for a protein of 208 amino acids. The transcript is spliced from 2 exons. The record is from RefSeq and is a predicted model, not a curated record. Lineage: Eukaryota; Fungi; Ascomycota; Eurotiomycetes; Eurotiales; Aspergillaceae.
AUGCGUAGCAUCCGAAGUAGCCCCAAGCCACCACGAGGCAAGACAGUGAUGCUAAACUCGAGAGGACGCAGACGCAAAUUGCAGUGUUUGUCAUGUUGUCGAUUUGCCCUAAAGCCUAUUGAGGCUUCUCCUGAUGGCAAGCAGCUUAGAGUCCAGUUCUUCCGGUGGAAUUAUGUCCCACUCAACCUUCCAGGCCCACCGGAGGAGCCUGAUAGUACCGGGAUCUCGGCCUGCAGCACCCAGCUAGAUAAUAUUGAGAUAGGACAGCGUAUCCAGUGGGACGAUAUAAUCAUCUUUACCACAACAGAUCCAGAGAAGCUUCCCCUGCCGUCAAUAGGCCUGUUGGAUAUGCAGUGGGCUUUACAUAGACUCAAUGCCCUUAGCGGUGCAGCGGACGCCACUGACGCGGACCUGAACUGGAAUGAUACUAUAGGUCUAGGUCCACUCGACGAUGUUGGGAAGUAUGACGUCGGAAUUUACGUAGACCAGCCAGAAGAAGGCGAAUGGAGUACGUUUGAUGAAUGGGAGCAGCUGGAGGCCCCCAGGGCCCGGCCCCUUGCCCUGCGCCUGCGCAACUCCAGUACCCGAGUAGCAAAGCUUGGAAGGUUAAUGAAUCACGAAUUAUGA